AUGUCGACGGGUGCUUCCACGUACAGUUCGCAUGACGGCUUGAAGCAUAGGACGUCAAAAAUUGGGGCAUUCAAGGAUGAACAUGACUUACAGGACAUUAUUACGAAGACGUCUUCUCUUCAGUUAGAUGAACAGAAUGAGACCCCACAAAGUAAAAAUCCAAGUCGAACAGUAAACAUAUUAUCUACAAUUUUCUUAACCGUCUUAUCAGGGUACUUGAGAUUCCAUAAAAUAGGUGCAUCUAGCAAAGUUCUCUGGGAUGAAGCACAUUUUGGAAAGUUUGGAUCUCACUACAUAAAAGGUGAAUAUUAUUUUGAUGUUCACCCACCAUUGGGUAAACUUCUUGUAGCAUUGUCAGGUUGGCUCGCAGGAUAUAAUGGAGAUUUCGGUUUCGAUAGUGGAACAAAAUACCCCGACGAUUGUAAUUACGUGUUCAUGAGAAGCUUCAACGCCGCCUUUGGAGUCUUAUGUGCUCCUGUGGCAUACCAUACCGCCAUUCUCUGCGGAUUUGAGCCAUUGACAGUUUGGCUCAUCAGUUUACUGGUAGUUUUCGAAAUGUUUUCGCUUACCUUAUCUAAGUUUAUAUUAUUGGACUCGAUGUUGCUCCUCUUCACGGUUACAACAUUCUAUUGUUUAGUCAAAUUUCAACAAUUGAGAGCGCAAAACAAGCUUCUCCUGUUAGAAGGCUGGGUCUGGCUCUCGGUUACUGGGGUGUCCAUUGGUUGUGUGUGCUCAGUGAAAUGGGUUGGGCUUUUCAUCACUGCUUUAGUUGGUCUCUUCACUAUAUAUGAUUUGUAUCUCAAGCAUUGCCAAACUUUUACUCUUGAGCUGGGUGAUGCUAACAAAAUUUCUGUAAAGACAUAUAUAAGUCAUUGGAUCUCAAGAAUUUGCACCUUAAUAAUCAUUCCUUUCUUGAUUUAUUUGUUAUGUUUCAAGAUUCACUUUAAGUUGUUAAAAAGAAGCGGUACUGGUGACGGUGGGGUAUCUUCGUUACUACAAGGUCAAUUUGAAGAUAAUACACUUCAAAAUGGACCCAGGUCUGUUGCAUUUGGAUCCUUGGUGACUUUGAGAUCCCACGGGUUGUCGCCCAAUUUGCUUCAUAGUCAUGAAUCAGGCUACCCUGAAGGCUCAGGACAACAACAAGUUACUAUUUACGGAUACAAAGAUAACAACAACGAAUUUUUAAUUGAAUUUGGCCUUGAUGCAGGGAAGCUCGCUACAGUUCUACCAGAAGAAGGUGAGGAUACUAGCCACUGGAAGCAAUUGGUGCACGACGGUGAUACGGUUAGAUUGAUACAUAAAGAAACUGACAACUUACUUCACUCUCACAGAAUCACUUCAUAUAUUACAAAAUCCACUUUUGAGGUAUCAUGUUAUUCAAGCCUUGAAAAUUCCAAUUAUGCCGAUGAAUGGGUCAUUGAAAUACAAGAACAGCUUACUUCGCCAGAUCCAUUCUUUCACAAUGAAUCUUUGCAAGAAAUCCAUCCGAUUUCAACUAACUUCAGAUUAAAGCAUAAGGAAUUAGGCUGCUAUUUGGGAACCACUGGCUACGUUUUACCUAAGUGGGGAUUUGGACAGGGUGAAGUAGUUUGUAAAUAUACCUUGGUAGCUAACGAUAAAACUACAUGGUGGAACGUCGAAGAUCACAUUAACAAUCAAUUGAGUCCUCCACUGAAGGGCUAUGUUUCACCACCUGCGAAGUUUUGGAAGGAAUUCAUAAUUUUAAAUUACGCUAUGAUGUCUUCAAAUAACGCUUUAGUGCCAGACAAGGAUAAAUUUGAUACUUUGAGUUCAGAAUGGUGGCAAUGGCCUACCCUUAUAGUUGGCUUGAGAAUGGGUACGUGGAGUGUUGCAGAAGUCAAAUAUUUCCUUAUAGGUAAUCCAGCUGUAACUUGGACGAGUACUUUUAGUAUUGCUUGUUUCGUUGUGAUUACCUUUGUUCUGGCCAUCUUAUGGCAACGUCAAGUGGUUACUUAUCCUUUCGGAAACGAAGGUCCGUUUGAUCCUGUAUGGAACAAGUACUUAGUUAAAGGACUCUUACCUUUCUUUGCGUGGUUUCUCAAUUACAUCCCUUAUAUAGUCAUGGGAAGAGUAACUUACAUUCAUCAUUACGUCCCGGCGCAAUACUUUGCUAUAUUCGUAUCAGGAUACAUAUUGGAGAUUUCAGUAGGAAAACUACCAAGACCUAUACAAUGGAUUAUAUAUUUAGCAUGCUAUAUUGUUAUCACAGGAACAUUUUACUACUAUAGAGAUUUAUGUUUUGGUAUGGUAGGAUCAUCUAAGUUAUUUGCAUAUUUAAAACUAUUGAAGACUUGGAUGAUUUGA
Messenger RNA from Dujonia railenensis, 2325 nucleotides. NCBI's taxonomy places the organism in Eukaryota, Fungi, Ascomycota, Pichiomycetes, Serinales, Debaryomycetaceae. The record is from the annotation of a GenBank genome assembly.